Molecule: messenger RNA, 1947 nt
Organism: Nerophis lumbriciformis (worm pipefish)
Lineage: Eukaryota; Metazoa; Chordata; Actinopteri; Syngnathiformes; Syngnathidae
Source: RefSeq, a predicted model, not a curated record
AUGAGUCGACAUUUUUCUUGUGCUUUUUGUGUGGCUUUAGUUGUUCUCCCCUUCAUGAGCACGUCGUGUCCUGCACAGUGUAGCUGCUUCUUCCACAAACUGAGUGAUGGUUCCAAAGCCAGAAGCGUCCUGUGCAAUGAUCCCGCGAUCAGUGUCAUUCCUACAAAUUUCCCCGCAGACACCUCCAAGAUACGAAUUGAGAAGACUGCCAUUACGAGGAUUUCUAGUGGCAACUUCCGCUACCUCAGCAGCAUGGAGUUCCUCUGGAUGUCUUUCAACUCCCUGAACUCUCUCAGUGUGGACAGUUUUCGGGGUCUUACAAACCUGGACGAGCUCAGGCUGGACGGGAACGCCCUUACCUCGUUCCCGUGGGAGUCAUUGAGUGACAUGCCCAACCUGAGGCUGCUUGACCUGCACAACAACAAGAUAUCCAGCAUGCCUGCUGAGGCUCUCGUGUUCAUAAAAAAUAUCACCUAUCUGGAUUUGUCCAGCAACAUUCUGACCACUCUCCCUGCAGAUGUUCUCUCACUUUGGCUAAACGUGAAACCGCUUCAAGAUGCCGAUUCCUCCAAGUUUAUUCUUGGGCUCCAUGACAACCCGUGGUUGUGCGACUGCCGUCUUUAUGAUCUGGUCCAGUUCCAGAAAUCUCCAAGGUCAUCAGUAGCUCUAAUAGACCCCAGGCUCCGAUGUGCUGACCCAGAAAGUCUGUCAGGGGUUUUCUUCACUGAAGCAGAGCUGCAACGAUGUCAGGGCCCUCGGGUGCAUACAGCCGUCGCGCGGGUCCGUAGCUCGCUGGGCAACAACGUCCUGCUUCGUUGCGGCACAGUCGGUGUUCCAAUCCCUGAACUUUCUUGGAACCGUGCCGAUGGCAAGAAAAUCAACGGCACUAUUCAACAGGAGAUCUCAAAGGAGGGCAUCAUUUGGUCCAUUCUAAGUGUUCCCGCAGUCUCAUACAGAGAUUCGGGAAAGUAUGUGUGCAAAGCAACCAACUUUGUGGGCACCGCAGAUGCUAUCAUAUCCUUGGUCAUCACAGAUACAUUUCGGUCUGAAGAAGCAGGGGGUGUCAUCGCUAAGAGACCACAAAGGAAGAAGACUAGUGGUAUCGGGAGAGCGGCAUAUCAAGAAAAACUUAUUGCUAGAUAUGUCCCUCCCCCGACUGCAGCACCAGGUAAGCCUGUCAUCGAACCCCUGAAUGGCAAAGGGGUCACUGGGAAAUACGAGGUCGAGAGCUACAGCGUCUCCUCUGGAUCUCGAGGACGAGGCCGAGGGUCGAACUCUCGAAAGCCGGAUCAAGGGGCUUUGGGUAACAUGGUGGCCAACGCCUCGUCCUUACAGCAAGCCCCGGAGAAAAGGGUUGUACGUUCUGUGAAGGUAAUCGGUGAUACCGACCACACCGUAUCGUUGAACUGGCGAGCCCCGACGGCCACAAACACCACCGAAUUCAGUGUCCUGUAUGCUGUAUUCGGCGAGCGCGACAUGCGACGGAUCAACGUCGGAGCGGGCAAAAACCGUAUCACUAUUGACGGCCUGGUGCCAAAAACAAAGUACAUUGCUUGCGUUUGCGUCAAAGGUCUGAUCCCGAGAAAGGAGCAGUGCGUAAUCUUCUCAACAGAUGAGGCAGCUAGCGCAAGCGGCACCCAGAAGCUCAUUAAUGUGGUUGUCAUAACCGUGGCCUGUGUGAUCGCUGUGCCCCUCACCCUGAUUGUGUGCUGUGGCGCCAUCAAGAAGCGUUGCCAAAAGCUCCUGGGCAGACCGUCCAAGGAAAUACAAGAUUCUUACGUCACAUUUGAGACUCUAGGCCCUGGGUCCAAAACUAAAGGGAUGGAAAAUGAGUUUCUGACACGGCUAAACCCAGAUGAGUCCAACCGGUUGCUUUCGGCGAGGUCAAGUGUUGACUCAGAAGCUAUAACCAGGACUGAGGGGCCACCUAAUGAGUACUUCUGCUAG